This is a messenger RNA of Cutaneotrichosporon oleaginosum, 1597 nucleotides long. RefSeq lists its product as uncharacterized. Gene Ontology annotation, cellular component: endoplasmic reticulum lumen. Gene Ontology annotation, biological process: endoplasmic reticulum unfolded protein response; retrograde protein transport, ER to cytosol. NCBI's taxonomy places the organism in Eukaryota, Fungi, Basidiomycota, Tremellomycetes, Trichosporonales, Trichosporonaceae. The record is from RefSeq and is a predicted model, not a curated record.
UCAUGAGCCACUUCGCGAUCUACCUGCUUGCGCUGGCGGCGCUGCGCCCCGCGGCGUCUCUCGGCGUGGGGCUGCAAGACCUCGCGUCGCUGCCGAAAUACCGCGUCGACUUCCUCAACGACCUCCCGCUGUGCGAGAGCGACGCGGCCGCGAUCCGCGCCCACGGCCUGAGCCACGAAGACGAGUUUCUGGCACUCCACCCCGGCCGGCUGGAGCGGGACACGAUUGAAAGCGCCGCCGACUCGACCGACAUGCUCAAGACGAACGAGCUGACGCUCGCGCAGGCGGACCGCAUCCCCCUCGUCCCCAUGCUCUACGCGCACCCCACAUCCGACCACCCACACACAUACCUCUGCGCGCUGCCGAGCGCAAACACUACGCGCGCGCAGACGGUGCUCGACGACGCGCACGACGAGCCCGACCCCGACCCCGAGGCCAGCUGGGCCGCCCUGGCCCACCUCGACGGCCAGUGCCUCUACCUCCGCCUCCCGCAGUCGUGGUUCACUUACGCGUACUGCCACAACAAAGACAUCCGGCAGUUCCGGGAGAAGCCCGUGCCGCACCCGCACCCGGAGGGGUUCGUGCCGCAAGAAGACACGGGGUACGACGCGUACACGCUCGGCGUGGCGCGGCCGAAGGGCCAGCGCGAGCGCGAGCGCGGGCGCGAACGCGCGCCAGAGCAGACCGCAAGCUUCGGCCAGUCGCACGCGUCCCGAUACCUCGUGCAGCGGUGGACGGAGGGCACGCGCUGCGACCUCACGGGCAAGCCGCGCGAGAUCGAGGUCCAGGUCUACUGCUCGAUGACGGGCACCGACAUGAUCUACAUGGUCAACGAGGUCGCCAUCUGCCAGUACGUCAUGGUCAUCCAUUCGCCGCACCUAUGCUCGAUGCCGGGGUUCCGGCCGGCCGCAGGCGCAGACAUCACGCCGGCGCCGGUGCGCUGUCGCGAGGUCGUGUCCGACGAGGAGUUCGACGAAUGGGUCGAGCGCGACGACCGCCUGCGGAUUGGGGAAGAGGGGGAAGGGGAGGGGGAGGGUGAGGGAGAGGGAGAGGAGGAGGGGGAGGGGAGAGAGAAGGCCCCGAAGAAGGGCAUCAGCGAUGCGGAUCUCGCGGCGAUACUGCAGGCUGCGUUUGGGGGUGCGCCGAAGAAGGCGGGCGAGAAGCCGGCUGCGCCGUUGAGCCGCGGCAAGGAGGAGAAGGCGGCGGCCCGCGAGUCCGAGCCCGAGCUCUACGUCGUCGAGUGGGAGGACACGGACGGCGUGCGCGUGCCCGUCGACGUCGAGUCUGUUCCCCCUACGCAAGGAGAACCCAGGCGAGCGUUUCUCGAGCGGCUCCGCGCUCUGAUCGAGAAGGAGCUCGAUGAGGGCAAGGCGGGCAAGUCUGACAAGGCGGACAAGUCUGACAAGGCUGCCAACGCAGGCAACGCAGGCAAGGACUCUGCAUCUGGGGCAGAGGACGAGUCUGAGCGCGCGCAGGCGCCCGGCGCCGGGACAGAACGAGAGAAAGCAGCCGCGCACGCUCAGCGCGACGAGCUUUGAUCUCUGACAUUAUAGACAGCAGCUAGAUGCAUACACAGCAGACACGUGGCGGUUGACGC